Molecule: messenger RNA, 5499 nt
Organism: Gamsiella multidivaricata
Lineage: Eukaryota; Fungi; Mortierellomycota; Mortierellomycetes; Mortierellales; Mortierellaceae
Product: DNA-directed RNA polymerase II subunit RPB1
Exons: 7
Coding region: 1-5499 (1832 amino acids)
Biological process (GO): transcription by RNA polymerase II
Cellular component (GO): RNA polymerase II, core complex
Molecular function (GO): DNA binding
Source: RefSeq, a predicted model, not a curated record
AUGAGUAGCACCCGGUUUGCGUACUCGUCUGCGCCGCUGCGGCGCGUGGACUGUGUCCAGUUUGGUAUUCUCUCUCCAGAGGAAAUUAAAAACAUGUCGGUGGCCAAGAUCGAGCACCCAGAGCUGAUCGACGAAGGCACGAAGAGACCCAAGAUGGGCGGCUUGCAUGAUCCGAGGAUGGGAACUAUCAACCGCAACUUCAAGUGUCAGACCUGCUCUGAGGGCAUGGCCGAGUGCCCUGGACAUUUUGGGCACAUUGAACUUGCCAAACCUGUUUAUUUGAAUGGUUUCCUUACCAAGGUCAAAAAGAUCCUUGAGUGCGUCUGUUACUCGUGCUCAAAGCUCAAGGUUGACGAUAAUAACAGCAAGUUUGUGCGAGCCCGCCGUAUUAGAGACCCCAAGGUCCGUCUGAAGGCGGUGUGGGAGCUCGCAAAAUCAAAGAUGGUGUGCGAGGGAGGUGACGACAUUGACGGAGAGAUGGGCGACGAGAUGGAGGUGGACGAACAUGGAAACCCACAGCCAAAGAAGAAGUCGCACGGGGGAUGUGGACACCGCCAACCAAUCUUUCGCAAGGAAGGACUCGGACUGAGCGUCAACUUUAAGGCGAAUGCCAACGAUGACUCUCAACCCGAAGGAAAGAGAACGCUUUCACCUAGCGACGCAUAUCACAUUUUAAAGCGUAUCUCGGACGAGGACGUUGAGGCAAUGGGAUUGUCGCCAGAGUUUGCGCGCCCUGAGUGGAUGAUCAUGACAGUGCUGCCGAUCCCUCCUCUCGCUGUACGCCCUAGUAUUCAAAUGGACGGAUCGAGCACAGGAGAGGAUGACUUGACGCAUAAGCUGUUUGCGAUCAUCAAGACUAAUGCGGACGUGUACAAGUGUGCACAGGACGGAACACCGGCGCAUUUGCUUCAGCAACAUGAACAACUGCUUCAGUACCAUGUUGCCACAUACAUGGACAACGACAUUGCUGGUCAGCCACCAGCAGCACACAAGAACGGAAGACCUCUCAAAUCGAUCCGUGCUCGUCUGAAGGGAAAGGAAGGUCGUCUUCGUGGAAACUUGAUGGGAAAGCGUGUGGAUUUUUCGGCUCGUACUGUCAUUACAGGAGACCCUAAUCUGUCGAUCGAUGAAGUCGGAGUUCCUCGCAGUAUUGCGCGCACUCUCACGUACCCAGAAUUGGUCACACCUUACAACAUCGACAAAUUGCAAGAGCUGGUCAGGAAUGGACCUACGGAGCAUCCUGGAGCAGUUUAUGUGAUCCGUGACGAUGGACAGCGUAUUGAUCUGCGGUGGAACAAGCGCGAGGUACCCUUGCAGCUUGGAUGGAAGGUAGAGCGCCACAUUAACGAUGGUGAUGUGGUCAUUUUCAACCGUCAGCCGUCGCUGCACAAGAUGUCGAUGAUGGGACAUAAAAUUCGCGUGAUGCCGUACUCGACCUUCCGACUGAAUCUGUCUGUCACAUCGCCAUAUAACGCCGAUUUUGACGGAGACGAAAUGAACCUGCACGUCCCACAGUCAGUGGAGACCCGCGCCGAGAUCACGGAGAUUUGCAUGGUCCCCAAGCAGAUUGUGUCACCCCAGUCAAACAAGCCAGUUAUGGGUAUUGUGCAGGAUACGUUGUGUGGAGUCCGCAAGUUUACGAAGCGCGAUUGUUUCUUGACCAAGGAGACGGUGAUGAACCUGGUGAUGUGGGUUCCUGGCUGGGAAGGAUUUCUGCCAACACCCGCGAUUUUAAAGCCCAAGCCGCUAUGGACCGGAAAGCAGAUGGUGAGCAUGAUUAUUCCCAAGGGCAUCAACUGUAUCACAUUUCAUUCGACACAUCCGGACAACGAAGUGAGUGACAUCUCGCCUGGAGACACCAAGGUCAUUGUGGAGAACGGCGAGCUGAUCUGCGGUAUUGUGUGCAAGAAAACGGUGGGAACAUCUGGAGGCGGCUUGAUCCACGUCAUUAUGAACCAACACGGCCCCGAAGUGGCAAAGACGUUCUUCAAUGGAUGCCAAACGGUCGUCAACUACUGGCUGUUGCACUACGGUUUCAGUAUUGGUAUCGGAGACACGGUUGCAGAUCGCAGCACUGUGAUGACCAUUACGUCGAUUAUCAACAAUGCGACGAGCAACGUGAGCGACCUGAUCAUACAAGCGCAACAGGACAAGCUGGAAUGCAAACCCGGUAUGACAUUGCGCGAAACUUUCGAGUCGAACGUCAACAGGGCGCUGAACACGGCUCGUGACGAUGCAGGAAAGAUGGCACAGCAGAGUUUGCGCGAGGAUAACAACGUCAAGCAGAUGGUUAUUUCUGGAUCGAAGGGAUCUUUCAUCAACGUUUCGCAGAUGACAGCGUGUGUAGGCCAGCAGAACGUUGAAGGAAAGCGUAUCCCUUUCGGUUUUAAGUACCGCACGCUUCCGCAUUUCACGAAGGAUGACCACUCGCCCGAGAGUCGCGGAUUUGUCGAAAAUUCUUAUUUGCGUGGUCUUACGCCCCAAGAAUUCUUUUUCCACGCCAUGGGAGGUCGUGAAGGUUUGAUUGAUACCGCUGUCAAGACCGCCGAGACCGGUUACAUUCAACGUCGUUUGGUCAAGGCUCUGGAAGAUGUGAUGGUCAAGUACGAUGGCACUGUGCGUAACUCGCUUGGGCAUGUGGUCCAGUUCUGUUACGGCGAGGACGGUAUGGAUGCAUGUCACGUCGAGAAACAGCGUCUGGACUCGGUCAAGAUGUCGAACGCGCAGUUUGAGAAGAAGUUUCACGUCGAUCUUACGGACAAAUCCAAGGGAUUCAAAUCGGGCUCGUUGGACUACUCUGUGAUCAAGGCGAUAGAGGAGGCCGAUGCGGAGGCAGCUAAGCGUGGCGAGCCAGAUAUGCAGACGCUGCUGGAGCAAGAGUUCAAGCAGUUAGAGACCGACCGUAAUUUGCUCCGCAACUACAUCUUCACGGAGGGCGACGAUUCAUGGCCGUUACCGACGAAUAUCAAGCGUUACAUCUGGAACUCGAAACAGAUGUUCCAUGUGGACCACAAGCGACCAAGCGAUCUGGAUCCACGGCACAUUCUGGAGAGCGUCAAGAAUCUGGAGAAGCAGCUCAGUGUUGUACGCGGUACCGAUCGCAUCAGUGUGGAGGCGCAAGACAAUGCUACUUUGCUGUUCCGCAUGCUCGUUCGGUCGACACUGGCGGUCCGUAGAGUGAUCGAGGAGUUCCAUCUGACGCGUGAAGCGUUUGACUGGGUGGUUGGAGAGAUUGGAUCUCGUUUUGCGCAUGCGAUUGUCAACCCCGGAGAGAUGGUCGGCACGGUUGCAGCACAGUCGAUCGGAGAGCCCGCCACGCAGAUGACGUUGAAUACGUUCCAUUAUGCAGGAGUGUCGUCCAAGAACGUUACACUAGGAGUGCCUCGUCUGAAGGAAAUUAUUAACGUUGCCACCAACAUCAAGACACCCUCCUUGAACGUGUACCUGACACCAGACUGUGCCCGCAACAUGGAGCGCGCCAAACAGGUCCAGGUCGCGUUGGAGUACACAAACCUGAAAAAGGUCACGUCCGCGACUGAGAUUCACUACGAUCCGGAUCCAGAGAACACCAACAUUGAGGAGGAUCAGGACUUUGUGACAGCAUACUAUGCAAUGCCAGACGAGGAUUUGAACUUGGCCAGGACAUCACCGUGGCUGCUGCGUAUCGAGCUGAACCGCAAGAUGAUGCUCGAUAAGAAGUUGACGAUGGCGGAUGUGUCCAACAAGAUCUCGGAAGAUUUCCAGCGCGACUUGAUGUGCAUCUGCUCUGACGAUAACGCUGAGAAGUUGAUCAUCCGCUGCCGCAUUAUCAGCGAAGAUCCCGCAGACAAGCAGGCGGAUGUACAGGAGGAAGAGGAUGUGUUCUUGAAGAAGAUCGAGAGCAGUUUGCUGAGCUCGAUCAGCCUGCGCGGUAUCAAGAACAUUGCUCGCGUGUACAUGGUUGAGAAGAAGAAGACGUAUAUCAAGACUGAUGGCACAUUCGGAUCGCAGAUGGAGUGGUACCUUGAGACAAGCGGAUCGAACCUGAAGGCGGUCAUGUGCGAAGAGGAUGUGGACGCUACUCGUACGUACUCGAACAAUUGCGGUGAAGUAAUGGCAGUUCUGGGUAUCGAGGCCGCUCGCCAGGCGUUGCUGAAGGAACUGCGCGGAGUCAUUGAGUUCGACGGUUCCUAUGUCAACUACCGCCACCUGUCUCUACUGUGUGAUGUGAUGACACAUCGCGGCCACUUGAUGGCCAUUACGCGCCACGGUAUCAACCGUGCCGAGACUGGUGCACUGAUGCGAUGUUCGUUUGAGGAGACUGUCGAGAUUCUGAUGGAGGCUGCCGCUGUUGGAGAGUUGGACGACUGUCGCGGAGUUGCUGAGAACAUCAUGUUGGGCCAGCUUGCGCCUCUGGGAACGGGCGAGUUCGACUUGAUGCUGGACGAGAAGAUGCUGAGCACGGUUGUGGAAGGACCUCGUCCUGGUAUGAUGGGUAUGGGUAUGGGCAUGGGCAUGGGCAUGAACGGCGACAAUAUGGCGUCGUCGAUGACGCCUUAUGAUGGACGGUCGCCCCAAUAUGUCGAUUUCUCACAUCCUGGCUCGCCGAUGGACGCCGUCUUCUCGCCUAUGGGCAAUUCUGGGGCGAGCUCCCCAAUGGGAGCGGGCACAUGGGAUGCUGCAAGUCCAUAUGGAGCAACUAGUCCCGGUUACUCGCCUGCAUCGCCUGGGUAUUCACCCAGCUCGCCCAUGUACGCGACCAGUCCUGGAUACAGUCCCACGUCGCCGAGCUACAGCCCGACAUCGCCCAACUACUCGCCGACCUCGCCCUCGUACUCUCCCACAUCGCCGUCGUACUCGCCUACGUCUCCAAGCUACAGUCCGACGUCGCCAUCAUACUCGCCUACUUCGCCAUCGUAUUCGCCGACCUCGCCGUCGUACUCGCCUACGUCGCCAAGCUACUCGCCUACAUCUCCCAGUUACUCACCCACGAGUCCUAGCUACUCGCCUACGAGCCAUGGUUAUGGAGCCACCUCGCCCGCGUACUCUCCAACGUCGCCUUCGUACUCGCCCACAUCGCCAUCUUACUCACCCACCUCACCAUCGUACUCACCGACAUCGCCGAGCUACUCUCCGACGUCGCCCUCGUACUCACCCACCUCCCCGUCAUACUCUCCUACGUCUCCGUCUUAUUCGCCCACGUCGCCCAGCUACUCGCCGACGUCGCCUUCGUAUUCGCCUACGAGCCCCAGCUAUUCGCCCACGUCUCCGUCGUAUUCACCCACUAGCCCUAGUUACUCGCCGACGAGUCCCAGCUAUUCGCCAGCCAGCCCUAGCUACUCGCCCGCGUACUCGUCUUCGGGCAGUUCGUUCUCACCGAUGGACUAUUCCGGAGGAGUGAACAGUGGCGCGGCGACACCUGGACGACCGGGACCAUCGUAUAGUCCUGCGGGUGGUAGCAAUGGAUCUGCGCAGGGCAAGUCGACCAAUCCCAAGUAUUCGGACGAUGAAGAAGAGUAG